Molecule: messenger RNA, 1530 nt
Organism: Xenopus tropicalis (tropical clawed frog)
Lineage: Eukaryota; Metazoa; Chordata; Amphibia; Anura; Pipidae
Gene: cpo.4
Product: carboxypeptidase O gene 4
Exons: 11
Coding region: 31-1395 (454 amino acids)
Biological process (GO): proteolysis
Cellular component (GO): plasma membrane; apical plasma membrane
Molecular function (GO): metallocarboxypeptidase activity; zinc ion binding
Source: RefSeq, a predicted model, not a curated record
CCUGCGCAAACUUACAGUUGGUAAGAAACCAUGAAGCUUUUCAACUUGUGGUUCUGUCUGCUGGGAAUCCUAGUAUAUGAAGGAUUCUGUAUGAAGGUGAAAUAUGAUGGUGAUCAGGUUUUAAAAAUGAUCCCUCAGACACUGAAACAUGCCCAGUUUAUGCAAGGCUUAAUUCAGGAAUGGAUGCUUGAUUUAUGGAAACCAGUUAUGGUGGAACAAAUCCAAGCAGGAAGAGAGAUGCAUGUCCGGGUACCAUUUUCCCAUCUGCAAGAAAUAAAAGAGAAGCUUUUGCAAAACAUGCUACCAUAUCAAAUCCUAAUCAGUGAUGUGCAGGAACUGGUCAACAGGAAUACACCAAUUGAGACAAAAAUGCAAAAAAUAUCAUUGGACAAUUACGAUUAUACUAAAUAUCAUCCAAUGGAUGAGAUAUAUGAUUGGAUGGAACAAAUUCAGCUGAAACACAGGGACCUGGUAACAAAACAUUUUAUGGGAUCUACAUAUGAACUGCGGCCAAUCUAUUACUUUAAAAUUGGAUGGCCGUCAGACAAACCAAAGAAAAUAAUCUUCAUGGACUGUGGAAUCCAUGCUAGAGAGUGGAUUGCAGUUGCUUACUGUCAAUGGUUUGUGAAAGAGAUCCUUUCAAGCCACAGUAACAACAAAUUACUAACCAAUGUUCUCAAACAAGUAGACUUCUAUGUAGUACCAGUGUUUAAUAUUGAUGGAUAUAUUUACUCCUGGACAACAGAGCGCCUGUGGAGAAAAAAUCGCUCACCACAUAAUAAUGCCACAUGCUAUGGAGUGGACCUGAAUCGUAACUUUAACUCAUCAUGGUGCAGUGUUGGUGCUUCCAGAGAUUGCAAUUCCCAAACUUUCUGUGGCUCAGCCCCUGCUUCAGAACCUGAGACUCAGGCAGUUGCCAAUCUUAUGGAAAGAACAAAAUCUCAAAUUCUUUUCUAUCUUACCAUUCACUCCUAUGGACAAUAUAUUCUCCUUCCUUAUGGUUCCACAACAAAUCCUUCAGUAAACCAUGUGGAAAUGACAAAAGUUGCAGAAGCCGCUGCUGCUAAAAUGAAGGAAAAACAUAACAUCGUGUACACAGUGGGCUCAUCAUCUGUCGUAUUGUAUGAAAACUCAGGAUCCUCAUGUGACUGGGCUGGUGAUAUUGGAAUAAAAUUCUCUUACACCUUUGAACUGAGAGACAAUGGCACAUAUGGUUUUCAGCUUCCAGCUGAACUGAUAAAGCCUACUUGUGAAGAGACAAUGACUGCAGUAAUAUCUAUGAUGGAGUAUGCCAACGAAAAAUACCUUGAGAAUAGUGCAAAAACUGUGACUUUUAUGUGGCUAAAUGUGCUUCUUUCUUGUGCUGUUUGCAUGUAUUAUGCAUUACUGCAUUAACCACACCAAUUCUGAAAAAUUUGUUUUAACAAGAUUGUCUUCUUUUUAAAGAAAAUUAAGUGUCCUUGUAAUCUGAAAUAAUUCACACAUUUAGAAGGGUUUUUGGGGGUCUAAUAAAUGCCUGUUUGUUACAAA